Molecule: messenger RNA, 594 nt
Organism: Penicillium samsonianum
Lineage: Eukaryota; Fungi; Ascomycota; Eurotiomycetes; Eurotiales; Aspergillaceae
Exons: 1
Coding region: 1-594 (197 amino acids)
Source: RefSeq, a predicted model, not a curated record
AUGAAUCCAGCCGCCCAGUAUCUCAUCACCCAUAGCUUCUGGCACCACCACUACGAUGUCAGCACAAUUAACAAAACGCCCCUUUUCCACGUCGCCAACUCCGCCUACACACCAGGAAAGCCAGAUCUUACUUUCCACCGCAGCACCGACUCCAAUGGGCCCAUUGUGGGUGUGUGUAAGUUCCGGCACUUCUCCUCAGACAGUGAGAUCGGUCUAGGGGACCCUGAACGGCCCAACAAAAUGGAUUGGGGAACCCUGCACAAGAAAGGUUUUAUGAAGCACAUAUAUUGGUUCCGCAUCAAGCUGGACAACGGCACAAAUCAAACUUUCACCUGGAAACGGACCCACUCGCUUGGCAGCGGCCAUGUAAACCAUAAACUAGUCGAGGACACCAGCCAGACUGUCGUGGCGGUCUUUUCUUCUGGUGGGAUCUUUUCCAAAACAACUGGCUAUUUGGAUAUUUACCCGAGUCUGGGGCCGCGGUUCAACCUCAUGGCGCUGAUCUCGGGAAUUGCCUUGGUCGAGAAGGUGAGGCGUGGGAAACAGAGCUCUGCGGGGGCGGGUGCUGCAGGUGGGGGAGGAUCAGGUUGUUAA